AUGUUUGAUGUUCACACUGUAUGUUGUUUUCACAGGGAGUGUUUCCUAAUUGAGGAAAUGGAGAAUGUAAAAAAAUUUAAAGCGGCCAUUAACAGAUCGUUUGGUACUAAAGGAGGGAUUUUAGCCCAUGGAAUCAACGAUGGCCAAUUGAGCAGCUAUAUCAUGGGAAAAAUGCAAGAGUUCUCAUUAAGAGAGGGUAGGCAGAUGAUUGCCAGCUUAACCACUGGGCGUCAACCAAAUUUGCGAUCUGUUAACGUGUUAGGGGAAUUUGUCGACGAAACAGAUCUGUCAGCUGUGGAAAGGAAAGUGGACGAUCCUGACACAGCAGUGUACAUUCUCAAUGAUAAAUUGCAGGUGCGUUUACUACAGCAAGACGAUUUUAUGAUACUAUAUAGGUCUGUAUUAAACUGUCACUCAAUUUAUCCUCGAUAGAUUAACAAGGAUGGAGUGAUUCCAGAGCAGUUUUGGGAGCAUAAAUUCAUGGUGCCUUUUUUGAGGACAAUGCCUGCCGCAACGUCCGAUAAAAAGGUACGGAAUUUUCUACAUGGCCACGAAGUUUUCAUCGACUUGCCACUGCAAGAGUUCAACUGGGAACUUUUCAUAAGCAAGGCAAAGGGUUUCUUCAAAAAGAACUUUCUGCCGUUUAUUAUCCUUUUGAGUGGUGGAUUGGCUAUUUUCCAUUAUGAAAAAAUUCUUUCAUGCAUAGGUAAGAUUUAGAAAUGGAGAACCUUUUGUCUUGUAAAAGCACAUUUAUAAUAUUACUGGCUAGGCUGUUUUGUCCGCACCAAUAUUUUUUAUUAAAACAACUCCAUUUUAGGUCUCUCUCUCUCUCGUUAUUUUGCCUUGCCGUUUUUUUAGAGCCUCCGGCUGGAGUCAGGUCUCGCGAUAUGGGUCGACGGACAAACCAUUAUUACUCCAGUUUACACCCUUGCUGUAACUGAAUAAAAGCAAUACUCUUUUCAGGUUCCUGCCCUGUUCCGACCGCCAUUGGGGAUCCCUCCAGUGGGAAAUCAACCGCAUUGAAGUUGAUAAGCCAGUUGGCUGGAAUGCACAUGGUUUCCCAGUCUUCUGGGGAAUUCAUUGUUUCUGGCUUGGUGAAUACAACAAUCCCGGUGUGCUGGGAUGAUCCAGCACUUCCGAGCAUGGUUCGUCAGCCUCUAGUUUCUGUGUUUGACGGUCUUGGAAGUCAGACACAACUGUGUGGAAACGAGAAACCAUUGAAUUCCUUUUUACUGACAGUGAAUUUCAAACUGGACGAUCACAUGAG
Messenger RNA from Paramuricea clavata, 1267 nucleotides. The record is from the annotation of a GenBank genome assembly. NCBI's taxonomy places the organism in Eukaryota, Metazoa, Cnidaria, Anthozoa, Malacalcyonacea, Plexauridae.